ACGCUGUCUGGACUUACUGGACUGGGAAACAUUGGCGGUUUUAUAGCUCCUAUAAUCACCUCCCACCUCAUCUCCCAGGUUGGGUUGAGCAUGAAGGAGUCGGGAAUGGUGUGUAUAGUGCUAACAGGCGUUGGCAUUAUCUUCUGCUACAUCUACGGCUAUUUAACUGACCUCAUCUUCCGCCAUCAACUUCUCUCCAAAGUCAACACUCGCAGGCUCAUGCACAUCACAGCCAUGGUGACAGUAGCUAUCAGCCUGGUAGGAGUGGUGAUGGCGAAGUGUAGAGCUUUGUUGGUGGUGUGUAUGAUGUGCCUCUGCGGGUUGGGAAUUCCUGCCACUACGGUCUCCUACCAGCUUUCUCCUAUGGACAUCGCUCCCAACUAUGCCGGAACGCUGUCUGGACUUACUGGACUGGGAAACAUUGGCGGAUUUAUAGCUCCUAUAAUCACCUCCCACCUGAUCUCCCAGACGAACGGAUGGGAGGUGAACAUCCUGUUGACGUGUGGCGUGUUCGUCACUGUGGGUUUGCUUUACGUCGUUGGCGUUAUAGCUGACGUACAGGACUGGAACUAUUACGAGGAGAUUCCCGGCCACACGGAGAAGCCAACACUAAGUGUUAACACUAGUGUUCAACACCUCGGUGAUGACCAUACUUUUAGUGCUUCAUCGUUCCAGCGAUUUGGAGCAGCCAGCAGUUAGUACUGUUGAAGCAUCUGUAUCAACACCUUGGUGAUUACCAAUUCUGCAAGAACGAAUAAAGAAACAAGUAUGCAUCAGUGAAAAAGCAAAGAACGUGAGAUGCAUCGCAGCCCACGAAAGCUUCUCAUAAAAUGGGGUGAAGCUAGUCUAUUAAAAAAAAAAUAGAAAAGCAGUAUUGUUUAGAGGUGGCGAUGAUAGUAUCUAACACAAUGGUGCAAAACUCUGGGUUUUACCAUAUACUGUUGUAUCUCAACAUGAUAUUAUAGUUAGGUGACAUAAUGAACCCGCCCUGGAUUCACUACCCAUGACUAUCGCCACCUGUGUUUCAACUGACCACUCUCAGCUGUCUGCUUUCAGUAAACCUUAUAUAGGAAUGACAAAUGUUUCCAUAAAAAAUGUUCUAGUGCCUCACUUUUUUCUUAUUUACAUGUUUUUCGGUAUUGAUAUAUCACCAAUCAAUGAUGUUGACAAGUAUAGUAAUACUGAUCUGUUUUACAAUUCAUGACUCAGUAUAUGAAGAAGUCACAAGUUGUAACAUGACUCUUCAAGGGAAAGGGGAUGCUUAUAUGUUGGUGGUCUCCUGAUCCAAGGAAUUGGAGUCACAUAACAAGUAAAACAAUCUUAUACAAAACCCACAAGAUUAAUAAGACACACACAUGCAGCAGUCAGGUAUCUUUACUCUCAAAACGUAUUAUCUACUGAGUAGGAUUCAGUAGAAUACAAAUGUGAUAACAUUUGAGAGAAAGAUGUGAUGACUUGCCUUGGAGAAGCAAUGUUGAGAUGAUCCUUCUCUCAUCCUUAAGAAGAGUUCAGCUCCAUAGUCUUGAACAAUGAAAAACUGAGCAGGAGAGAGCAAACACUUCGAAAAAAAGAGCUGGAAAGUCACGACAAUCAAAACUCGUGAAGAUUUUCGACCAGCAUCAGGGUGUUCAUGGCGGCAGACGAGGGCGUGUAUAGCAUGUAUGAGUAUUUAACUGCCUUUAUGAACAAAUAAGAUUGUACUGCAAAUUUAAUAUCCUCUCAAAAACCAAAUGAGAGGAUCAUCACAUAAUUCAUAAUAAGAUUUGAAGAAGCUUUAAUUUGCAGUAUAAUUAUACAAUAGUAUGAUUACUAACCUGUAGUAGAGUUAGUAUGAUUCACACAUGCUUCAGUUAUAGAAGGAAAUUUUAUACGAGUAGCUGACACAAGAGUUUGGCCUCGGUCUUAUUUUCACACUCAUUACAGAAACUUCAGUCAAACAUGGUGUUUUCUCCGGCCACCUGGUAGCCGAUGUUUUCCAAAAUAACACCAUUUUUUCCAAUGCAUUUAGCAUUGGAAAAAAUGCUGAAUGCAUUGGAGAAUGUCUCUUAGUAUCAACAAUUUCUCAUCCAUGUUCCUACCUCAUACCAGCGCUAGUGGGUUUAGCGCUUGGUUACAAUAAUAAACAUCCAUCAUACUCCUAGUAUGACACUCCUCGUAACAACAUGAUGUUAAAGCUUGUACACUAAUGAUGAGUACAAAUAGGAUGUGUGUCUGGCGCUCGCCAGACGAAGGACCGAGCCUCCACUGCAUCUUGCGUGCUGAAUGACCUACAUGGGUUUAGCAUUUAACAUAUUUUUUUUCACACUUGUACAACAAGCAGUUUACCAAUUUUUUAUUAGCAAAAUUA
Molecule: messenger RNA, 2347 nt
Organism: Cherax quadricarinatus
Lineage: Eukaryota; Metazoa; Arthropoda; Malacostraca; Decapoda; Parastacidae
Biological process (GO): monoatomic anion transport; transmembrane transport
Cellular component (GO): membrane
Molecular function (GO): transmembrane transporter activity
Source: RefSeq, a predicted model, not a curated record